AUGGCAACGGCAAACGUUACCCUGGAAAAUCAGCUGCACAGCGCACAGAAGAACCUGCUGUUCCUCCAGCAGGACCAUGCCAACACGUUGAAGGGGCUGCACGCAGAGAUCCGCAGAUUGCAGCAGCAGUGCACAGACCUGACAUAUGAGCUCACUGUGAGAAGCUCUGAUCCCUCAGACAGCAGCGAAGUCCGUUGCAAGGAGCUGCAAAGGAGGUGUGAGGAGCUCGAAGUUGAGCUCAAGAAGAAGGAGGAGGAGAACACGGAGCUGCUCAGGGAUCUGGAGCAGAAGAACGCCAUGAUCUCCGUCCUGGAAAACACCAUCAAGGAGAGGGAGAAGAAGUAUUUGGAGGAGCUUAAGAUGAAGAGCCACAAGCUGGCCAUCUUGUCCGGGGAGCUCGAGCAGAGAGCGAGCACCAUCGCUUACCUCACCUCACAACUUCACGCCACUAAGAAGAAGCUGUUGGCCGGCAGCUCCUCAGAGGCCAGCCCCAAUGUCAGUCCGGUCACAUCAUACAAGCCCACGCCGCCUCCGUCCAAGGACAGACAGCCUGAAACCCCACGUCGCCGUAUGAAGAAGAGCCUCUCGCAGCCUCUUCACCCAGAGUUGACAGAGGUGUACAAGCUCGGCCAGGAUGGCAGGCGGCUAAUUUUGCGGGAGACGGUUGACGCCAUGCCUGACCCCACUCCCUUCCUCCAGGCCGGCAGAGAGUCUCCAGAACCUCAGGUUGUGCGUGAACGGCCUGCUGUCAUCCCUCCCAUUGCAUCUGAGCGCUCUCCCAUCCCUCCCCUGGGUGCCAUGGCCAGCCCUCGCCACAGCCCCGCUCGAGACCGCCAGUACAGGGCUCACGUGGGCGUGGCGCACCGCAUCCCACAUGGCACCCCCCCCCUGGCCCCGCCACAGGCAGAGCUGGAGACACUGGCCGUGGACCAGGUCAAUGACGAGAAGGUUGUGCGGAAGCGUUCAGGAGCCGACAGGACAGUUUGA
Limanda limanda (common dab) is the source of this 987-nucleotide messenger RNA. RefSeq names its product coiled-coil domain containing 92 (gene ccdc92). The transcript is spliced from 3 exons. The record is from RefSeq and is a predicted model, not a curated record. NCBI's taxonomy places the organism in Eukaryota, Metazoa, Chordata, Actinopteri, Pleuronectiformes, Pleuronectidae. The coding region runs from base 1 to 987 and encodes 328 amino acids.